Molecule: messenger RNA, 936 nt
Organism: Symbiodinium necroappetens
Lineage: Eukaryota; Dinophyceae; Suessiales; Symbiodiniaceae
Source: the annotation of a GenBank genome assembly
AUGCCUUUCUAUGGCAUUUCCGGCCUCGUCUGCAGUGGGCUAUUCGUCAUCUGGGUGCUGCUCUGCGUGCGAUGGUGGACGCAGCUCUUCAACAUCCACCUCUGCAUUGCUGCGGUCUGCUUCCUGGCAGUAGCCGAGGCUGGCAUCUGGUACCUCUUCCUGAUAGACUGGAACAGCAGCGGCAUUCACAGCAACUUCCUUUUUGCCUCUGCCGUCGUCUUCUCCGUGACGAGGUCGACAUCCUCUUACAUGCUAGUGCUACUGGCCUGCCUGGGGUGGGGAGUGACGAAGCCUAUCCUAGACGGCUCCACCAUUUGCCGCAUCCUUUGCCUGUCUUUCAUCUACAUCGUGCUCAAUGUGAUCCGGGAGAUCGUGCUGGCCUACAGUCACUCCCAGGCCAUUCCCAUCCCAUUUGUCCUCCUAUGCCUCGUGCCUGUCUCCAUUCUGAAUGGCGGCAUUUUCUAUUGGAUCUUCGUGGCUCUCACGGGGCUCAUGGAGACGUUAGAGUCCCAAGGGCAGACUGAAAAGCUGCAGAUCUUCAAGAAGCUUUGGUGGAUUCUGCUGAUAGCCAUCGCCUUCGCCGUGGGCGUUCUCAUGGCGCAGGUGUUCGUGUUCUCCCGAGACUUCCCGGCGCGAUGGGAGGAGCAGUGGAUGUUUACAGACGGUGCUCCGCAGGUGGGCUACGUUUGCGUGCUGACUGCGAUUAUGUGCCUCUGGGCACCGAACGAAGACAGCAGCCUGGUGGCAAACCUCAGCAUGAUAAAUCUUGUAAGCCCUAAAUGCCGCAAAACUUUCAGAGCUCAAAUGGCUAUUGAUUGCUGCGUUUUUUGUCAGACCAGGUUUGGAAGGACUGGGGAGGGUUACUCGGGGCUUCGGAACCUCAGCCCUGCACAGAAAAUCAGGGACCGAAGGAAUCCGUUGCAAUCUGUGACUUGA